Ornithodoros turicata is the source of this 2416-nucleotide messenger RNA. Its product is annotated as corticotropin-releasing factor-binding protein-like. Bases 112 to 1074 code for a protein of 320 amino acids. The transcript has 8 exons. NCBI's taxonomy places the organism in Eukaryota, Metazoa, Arthropoda, Arachnida, Ixodida, Argasidae. Gene Ontology annotation, molecular function: corticotropin-releasing hormone binding. Gene Ontology annotation, biological process: negative regulation of corticotropin-releasing hormone receptor activity; negative regulation of corticotropin secretion; hormone-mediated signaling pathway. The record is from RefSeq and is a predicted model, not a curated record.
AGGGCGGAAGUAUCGUCCGUUGGGAGCAGAAGUGGUGGCUGGGUUGUUUCGGUUUGGAGCGUAGCGCGCAGACGGUCGUCUCAGAGUCUGCGACCCGGAGGUCCACCGAACAUGAUCGACGCCGGGGGAGCUAUGAGGCUUAUGCGCGUGAUAGCGUUCUUCUGCUCCCUUUCUUGCUCGUUCUCCAUCCCUGCGGGAAGGCAAUACCUUAUGCAGAAUCCAAACCCAUACUACAGGUUGGAAGCAGAAGAAUCGGGAGAGUGCAUAUUUCAGAAGUCGAGGGAAGGAGAGUACACCUUUGUAUCGACGGGAAGUGACAACGUGUGUGCAUUGUACGUGUCCGCCGACCCGGACUAUGUCAUCGAACUUCAAAUUCUACGGUUCGACAUAAGCUGUACGAAAGGAGGAUUACUAACGGUCUUCGAUGGGUGGGAGCACAGCGGCCAAUUUUUUCCUAGCCCAGAGGACCAUCCGAAACCGAUGGACCAGAGGUUCGCGGAGUACUGCGGGCCCAUUAAACCCAGGAAGCCGUUCGCCACAUCUCAGAACGUCGGGGCCAUUCUCUACAGGGUACCGACGAGGGGAAACUACUUCUCCGUUCUUGUCACGUUCAGACGAAACCCCAAGAGGUGUAACGUGUUUCUGAACCCACUGUCGACCAGUCCCGUGUACACGAUACGAAACUACGGCCGACGUGUCAACUGUUCUGCCGUGUUUAUCUAUCCUAUGAACUUAAGGAUACUGGCGACGAGUAUUGGCACUCAGGGUGUAGGAGCAUCUCCAAGCUCUGAACUUGAGACGGGCCUUAUCACCAAGUGUGAAAAGAGAGGUAUGACGGAUUUUGCCGAAUUCAUGGGCGGCAACGGGCUCGACACUGCCACGAUGCUUACCGUAGGAGACGUCUGUGGUCUAGACUCGACAGCAAGCAGCAAAGCAAUCCAGAUCCCUUGUGGUACGACGGCCGUGCGGUUGGUCGCCAGCGGUCGCUACGAAGAUUCCCUAACCUUCGGCUACGAACCAAUCAUCGAAAUCAACAACUUCCACAUUUGCUCCAAAGACGUGAUGGCCGUGUGACAGCCUGUAUGGAGCUGCUGUACUACUGGAUCUACCGCUUCCGCAGCCUACUGAGCCAGUCAGCCUCGCGCUUGCGGAGUAGUCUGCUAUUUUUGAGUUGACCCUUUCGGCCACCCCGUUUGGCGCAAUCCACUGUAAAUGCGACACGUUUUCUGUGCUUGGAACCUUGGGUUCCGCAGUUUCCGUCUGUUCUCGGUUGAAUUCACUCUCCGCCUUUUACUCGAUGGCAAGCGAAGCCGCUUCAUAACUCUUGUUCGAAAUUACGCUAAUGACAUGCUGAGUACACUAGAUGCAUCGAACGAAUGUAUAGAACAUGCUUGCAUCUUUCAAAUGUGAACACACAGUUAUCGCAAGUUUACGAUAAAAUUAUGUACCGCAUUCGGAGGCCGAGAGGUCUGUGACGUUUUGUCAGAGGGACCGAGUGUCCCUCGAUGGGGUCGAGUGUUUAUAACAACUUACUUUAUCUAUACUUCGUUAUUUAUGACUUACUUCACCGUUCCCUGUUCGUAACAUCCUAGUACAGUGGUCCUUUUUUUUGCUUUUUGUUUAAGCAGCAAAUGAGCUUACUUCUUCAUGUCAAGGUUUGAAAAUGCAUGUCGUGCACACAACAUGUUGUAAAGGUGUAUAUGUACCAUAAUAUGCUGUGCAUCAUGUACACCACAAAGCACAUGAACACAGCCCGUGCGAUUGAAAUGUCUGUUGUCAACCGAGGUGUAUGAAAGACAAUCAAGCAAAUAACGCUACGAUAAGCGUGGUAGAUUUUAAGCGUAAGAAAUAGCGUGCUGUGUACUGUUUGCAUUGUUGACUUGUCUUUCAGGUAAGAACGCGAAGCGGCAUCAUCUGUUAAAUCCGUAACACACACACUGGACCUAACGUGGGCAUCCAUGUAAACACACAUAACAUACUAAUAUGCGGAACAAGAAGAAGACGUUAACGCAUUCGUCAAGUGGCUUCGCGCUUAGUGCCAGAGUUCACAAUCACUCCUGCACCUGGAACCACAUUCCACCACUCGUUUUCGCUCUCUUACGACCAUUUGCGUUUCUUUACUCUGUUGGCUGAAUAUUCAUACAAGCACCUGCGUCAGUUCGACAUGUAUACACACAGGUACUGCGUGUGUGUGUAUAUAUACAUAUAAAUAUAUACAUAUAUUUAUGUCACGUGCGACAAUGCCUAUUUUGUAAAGACUUGCAGAGCAAACACUUCCUUUUUCCAACGAUGUACAAAGGGCGCACUGUGUUGUCCUUCAUUGUCGUCUCGGCCCUGUGUAAUAUGAUAGUGUGCUAUGGAGAAAAUACAAUAAAAAGAACGAGAUGUGAAUGUGAAUAAAGUUUUCCCUAACAGA